AUGAGAUACAAAGAUGAUAAUGUCUCCGAGCUGACAAUGGUGAGCAAAACUAAACAGAAAAAUCAUGAUAUCACACCACCAAACCAAGCCUAUACAAGACAUCAGGCUUAUGAUACUGAUACAAAUAGUUUAGACAGCAGUGUAUGGUCACCAACGAACACAGUGGUAGAAAACAUGUCAUCAGCUGCCACUUUAUCAAGUAAAGAUGAAAAAACCUCUUUGGACAAAGCAUCCUCCUCCUUGGCAACGACACCAGUCACUUCUGGUUGGUUAUAUCAACGCCAAAGAAAUAGCAAAUGGAAUCGAGCUAUGCUUAGUUGUGUAGGUCUUGUUGUCUUCCUAGUGCUGAUGGGUACAGUAGUUUUAUGGGUAGGUAGUGCUUUCAUCUUACCCCAAAAUAAGUACUCAGCAACCUUGGCUCAAGUUCCUCGUUCAUCAUCCUAUUCUUUUGGUCAUCAUUCAGCAACUAUUCAUCCUACAAAAACUAAACCAACCUCCGCUGUUACCACUCAUCCAUCUUCUUCUUCUUCAACAACAACAACAAAAAGAAGUCGCCAACGUCAUCAUCAUCAUAAGUAUGACGAUGAUGGUGAUGAUGAUGAUUGAAGC
Messenger RNA from Halteromyces radiatus, 609 nucleotides. RefSeq lists its product as uncharacterized. The transcript is spliced from 2 exons. Lineage: Eukaryota; Fungi; Mucoromycota; Mucoromycetes; Mucorales; Cunninghamellaceae. The record is from RefSeq and is a predicted model, not a curated record. The coding region runs from base 1 to 606 and encodes 201 amino acids.